Messenger RNA from Athene cunicularia (burrowing owl), 4778 nucleotides. It is a transcript of the gene GALNS, whose product is annotated as galactosamine (N-acetyl)-6-sulfatase. Gene Ontology annotation, molecular function: N-acetylgalactosamine-6-sulfatase activity; arylsulfatase activity. Lineage: Eukaryota; Metazoa; Chordata; Aves; Strigiformes; Strigidae. The transcript has 14 exons. Bases 17 to 1468 code for a protein of 483 amino acids. The record is from RefSeq and is a predicted model, not a curated record.
UGCUGCCAUUUUCCUGAUGGGUUGGGGUGAUUUGGGAGCUUUCGGAGAGCCUUCUAAGGAAACUCCUAACUUAGACCAGAUGGCUUCAGAAGGGAUGCUUUUCCUGGAUUUUUAUACUGCCAACCCCCUCUGUUCUCCGUCAAGGGCAGCGCUGUUGACAGGCCGUCUCCCAGUCAGGAAUGGCUUUUACACCACGAAUGCACAUGCCAGAAAUGCAUACACGCCACAGGAUAUAGUAGGAGGAAUCCCAGAUUCUGAGUUACUGCUUCCAGAGUUGCUGAAGAAAGCUGGCUACGUCAAUAAGAUCAUUGGCAAAUGGCAUCUGGGUCACCGGCCCCAGUUCCACCCCCUGAAGCACGGGUUUGAUGAAUGGUUUGGAUCCCCAAACUGCCAUUUUGGACCUUUUGAUAACAGAGCGCUCCCCAAUAUCCCUGUGUAUAGGGACUGGGAAAUGAUUGGCAGAUAUUAUGAAGAUUUCAAAAUUGAUCUGAAGACGGGUGAAGCCAACUUGACUCAGAUCUACCUGCAGGAAGCUCUCGAUUUUAUUAGCAAGCAGCAGGCCAGCCAGCAGCCAUUCUUUUUAUACUGGGCAGUUGAUGCUACCCACGCUCCUGUUUAUGCCUCCAAACAGUUCCUGGGCACUAGUCAGAGAGGACUGUAUGGGGACGCUGUACGAGAAAUUGAUGAUAGCAUUGGAAAAAUCCUAAAACAUCUUCAGAAGCUGGGCAUCAGUGAGAACACUUUUGUGUUUUUCACCUCUGAUAAUGGGGCUGCUCUCAUUUCAGCUCCUAAACAAGGAGGAAGCAAUGGGCGUUUUCUGUGUGGCAAACAAACCACCUUUGAAGGUGGCAUGAGAGAGCCAGCUAUUGCUUGGUGGCCCGGACACAUACCUGCAGGAGGGAUCAGUCAUCAGCUGGGCAACGUGAUGGAUCUCUUCACCACCAGCCUCUCCCUGGCGGGACUGGAGCCUCCCAGUGACAGACAGAUUGAUGGCAUCGACCUUUUACCUGCCAUCUUGCAGGGCAAGCUAAUUGACAGGCCCAUCUUCUAUUAUCGUGGCAACGAGAUGAUGGCGGUGAGAGUCGGGCUUUACAAGGCUCACUACUGGACCUGGAGCAACUCCUGGGAGGAGUACAGCAAGGGCAUCGAUUUCUGUCCUGGGCAGAAUGUCUCUGGAGUGACAACACAUACACAGGAGGAGCACACUACCCUGCCACUGCUUUUCCACCUGGGGAGGGACCCUGGAGAGAAAUACCCAUUAAGUUUUGCCAGUGAUGAAUACCAAAGGGCUAUGGAGCGAAUAUCUGUCACUGUCCAGCAGCACAAAGCCACCGUGGUGCCAGGACAGCCUCAGCUUAACGUGUGCGACAAGGCCGUCAUGAACUGGUCUCCUCCAGGCUGUGAGAAGCUAGGGAAGUGCCUGAAACCACCCAAGUCUGACCCUAAGAAGUGCUUUUGGCCUCAUUGAUCUUCUCUGCAGCCCUCAAGAGCGACACAGCAAAGCUCUAACCAGCCGGACAUACAGUUUACAAAGCAUGUCUUCUCAUGUUGGCACUCCUGUUUACACAGGAAGGGUGUGAUGUAUGUAUGAUUUCAUCAUUUGCUCUUCCAAAAGGGACAGUGUUUAUAUUGCUAGUGCUCAGGGUUUAGCCCGUGCCCUUCUGUUGGUUUAGUUGUUUCCGUAAAUGGUAACUUUUCAGUGAAGACUGUUUCCACUCUAAAAAGCUCUCUGGAUAACCACAACUCUGCCAUCACCUCAGAAAGGCCGUGGAUGCACCUUUCCUCUCGCUCCUUCCACCUAGCCUGCUCUCCCAAACCUUUGCUCGUUCAGAUGCCGCAGCACCAGCCGUGGGGUCUGUUCAGGAAACGUACAGCCGCCAGCAAACCCUGCCCAAACUGCCCUUGUUUUGUUUGCCUGUAACUUGUUGUUUUAACAUUUGAUUUCCAUUGUGAACUCUUUGGACACCAAUUUGUUUUUCCUUUCUUCCUAAACUUGGGAGUACUGGGUACAGCUGCAGAGCCAGACCGCUGCCACGCAUCGCUUGGUGCAAACAAGUCCUGCCUCCUGUUCUGGCCUGAGGGGCCGGCUGCAGGCAGCACACCCUGCCUUCCUCCCUUCUGUACCUGCAAACAUUCCCUACGUGGUGGUAUAAAGAAAUUUGAAGGUAGCACUCAUGUAAGUAUUGCCUUAUUGAUGGUGUGCUGGAUCUUCUUGGGGAGCUGGUGGUCAGUUGUUCAAUUUAAGGCGUUUUCUUCAAUUCCAAAAAUCUGGGUCCAAAUAUGGUUUAAGCCAUGCUUUUAGUCUUAUGAUCUGGGCCCAGCCAACUGCAGGCUCAGAAAUGCCCAUUUGCAUCAGAUGUUAACUCUUGACCCUGUUUCCAGCAUGUGCUCUCUGAGGAAUUCUUGUGCAAACGUUCCCCAGCCUGGGUGUAACACUUCUCUAAACAGAGUUCAGGGUAAAUGCUGAUCCAUUGCAAAUUUCUCAUCUGCUUUUGGGCCUGUUUGACACCCUUUGCUAUUGCUAAUAAACAUGUCUCGAGCAAAGCCCAGCAAGGUUACUCUGGAGCUUUGGGGGAGUAGCUAGAAACAAGCCUGGACAGGCAGUUUGCACCACUGACAGCUCCGUGUCCACCCCUCCGGGGGCUUUGGCAGUGCACGUGCCCUCUCUGCGGGGCGUUGUGCUGCCUUGGGAAAAAAUCGAGGUGCUCUGUACCCAUAAACAGCCCCGCAACCUUCCCCAGCAAAGCUCGGGGCUGCCUUGAGAUGGGUUGAGAACUCUGGUGCUGUGCUGCUGCCUGCUACGGGCUUCUCAGCUGCUUGUUCUUACCCUCCCGGUGAUCCCAAAUGCUCUCAUUCUCCCCGUUCCCAUGGUUUACGCCACCUGUAAUCCUCUCUGCAGUAAUUCCUGCUGUAUAUCUCAUGAAGCCGGAUAAUCCUAUAAGAUUGUAGUAAGAACAGCACUUGAGUCAGCUCUUGGAGUUCCACUUACCAGAAAUCACAGCCAACACUUCAUCGGCUGGCAGAGCCUCUGCAUCUCUGUUUGCACAUCUGCAAAUGGCAUUUGUUUAUAGUCCAAAUUUCUUAGCUGCCUUAUGAUGGUGCUAAUUGUCCUUCAAGUCUAUCAAGGCCUUUCCAGUUCAUCCAUAACAUUUCUCCUUGUUUUGACAUAGCGUGGGUAGCUCGAGUGUGGCGUGAUCAGCCUGUCCUGCAGCGAUGCUGGGUGAGAGGACCUGCACCGGUCGUGUGUGUCUGCCAGCACAGAACACCAGACAAAACCAGUAAUUUCCCAUUUUUCUGGGUGCUGUCCACCUCUGCUUCAGUGCUGCUGUCACCCAGAAGCACUGGGAGCCCUGUGGUUCACUAUUAUCAGCAGAUAAAGAUACCACCAGAGGAGGGAGUCUGUCCCUGCAGACUCCCUGCGAAUCCCUAUCAGCCCUCAAAUGGUUACGAACCUGUCUGCUGCGAAUUGUGACAGCGCUUUUGUCUUUCUGCGGGCUGCUUAUUAAGAGAUCACAUCGCAGGGUCACAUCUCAUCCUCCGAGCGCCAGCCCAGACACGUUUCUCAGUUCUUCACAUUUUCAGUAUGUGCAUCAGGAGCGUGCGCUGCCUGCCGGCUGCCCCGUGUCCCCUGCCUGCCUGCCUGCCACUUCAGUCUUCCCUCUUUCACAGCUUGCAGUUUUGCACAUACUGCUUUUCCCCCGUCUGUGUAACUUGCUUGGACAAGCCACCCCAUUCUCAGCACGCACGGUGUUUGUCUGGUUACCCUGCACACAGAGUCCUCAUUCCUCAUUGAAAUAAUCCCCCGGUGCAUAGAUACUGGAUGUAAACUUUGCACUAAAAAGCUGGCUGCUGUGAGUGAAUCGACUUGACGUCUGUUUAGUAUCUGCUUCAUGGCUAUUUAUUAUAAAGGAUCAAAGCUUAAAUGUGAAGAAGCCACUGCUUUAAAUUUAAAUAAUAGUAGCUUUACAGCUGGAUAGCUGCGAAAAAUUUUAAAUCGAUGCCUUUCCCAAAGAUGUACAGAUUUUAAAGUUGUGAGAUUAAGAACUAACGAAGAAAAAUAAACUAAUUUAUCAGAAAUGCACCUAUUUGUCCGCGGGUACCUGUAGAACAACUGAAUAACACCUUCUUUUGGGACAGUCUCGCAGAUCCGCCUUCCAGAUCAUGGGACUGACUUGGGUUAAAAAUAACUUGUUUUGUUUUCCCUGUAUUAUUUUUAACGUGGAUCAAUUUCCCAGCCCACACAGCUGCCCAAGCGCAAUUCAGAGGCUGGGGCAGGGGGGGCCCAGGGCCCUACAUGGCCUGUGGCCGUGGCCACCAGCAGCACCGCGGGGGUGAGCGCUGCCAGCUCAAACACACCCCGUGGGUCACAAAACGACCGGCAGAUAUUACCCCGUCUGCCCUUAAUAACUACCCAGAGCCUCUGAUCUGAGGUCACUCUCUGUGAUAGUCGCCCAGUUUGGGGAACUGCCCAUACUGGGGCAGGUGGUGGCUUUGCAGGAGCUGCCUGGGGGACCUGCCAGGGGUUGUGCGUGCAGCAGUCGACAGAGAAGGGGGUCUGGUGGGGUUUACUGGCCCGUCGGGGACCAGCAGCCGUGCAGCUGCUUGGUUGGUGGCUCCUUUCUCGAGCUGCAAGACAUAAAAGCUGAAGGAAAGAUGUUGUCUGUCUAAAACUGCUUCUGUGUGAUGUUCCUUUCUUUAUAUUUAAAUGCAUCUGCUAAAAGCUUUAAUAUCCACUUGGGCUAAGAGUCCAAGGAAUUUCUUUCUUGCCUCUAAUUUCC